AUGCUAAUAAAAACACCGCAGGGCAUUCCCUACGAUGAAUUAUUUGAUACCUUAUUAAGAAAGGCACUUCCUGCUAAUUUCCACUUUAAACGAUUUUCGAAUACGAAUCUGCGAGUAUUGUCUUCAAACGAGGGAAAACAUGUAUUUUUUUUUGGCUUAGACUUGGGCUUGAAUGCUUCGAGUGUAAAAACUCUCGUGCAAGACAAGUAUCUUACGUGGUUAUUGCUAAACGAAAAAGAAGAGACAAGAAUUUAUAGCAUGCCCUUGAAUAUGAAGUUUUUCAUCAGCUAUGGGCGAGAGCUAAUCGGUCACAGAAGAAUGUUAACAAGGGAUCUAUAUGACCAUAUUGAAAAAGAAAAAAAACUUGUUCUUAAGCCUGUUAAUGGCAUGGGAGGAUUUAAAGUCUUUAAAGUUGAAAAUAAAAUGCAGAUUGAUCGUGCAUUGAAAACCCUGGGACUUGAGACUGCAUUUAUCGCCACUAAUUUUAUAAACAUCAAAGAGGAAUAUCGCAUUUUUGCUUAUCGUCCAGAAGAUGAGCUAGAAGUGCUUUUUUGCAUAAAAAAGACGCCCAUGCGAAUUAAAGGUGAUGGUAAAAAAAAAAUCAAAGAAUUAAUAUUUUAUAAAUUCUCUCAGUCUCGCGAAGGAAUAGACUACGAAGGGACCUGGAAAGAUGUGGAAGAAAUAUUGGCUGCCCGGAACUUUUGUCUUGACGACAUUCUUCCUGAGGGAACGGAAAUCAAUGUCACCUGGAGGCUUAAUCAAGUUCUGGGUUCAGAGACUACGGUAAUUGAGAGAAAUAAUAUUCCAGAUAAGGUUCUCGAUAUUGCCAGAAAUGUAUUUCAAAUAUUGAAUAUGAAUUUUGGUUGUGUCGAUGUGGCUAAAUGCGAAAAAAUCGAAAGAGACGCGAUAGAUUAUGUGAUUGUUGAAGCGAAUACAGCGGUACUUAGCGAUUUAUUUGAUUUCUAUAGUCAAGAAGAGUUGAUUCAAGUUUUAAAGAAAUCCAUAAAUCAUCUUCUCAAACGUCAUGUUAAUACGGAAACGAUUUUGGAUAAUAUUAAAAACACACAAAAAGAGGAUAAAAAGGAAACGAAACAAAUAGUCACGACUUAUGAAGAAAAAGCAAGUUUAAAAAAACAAUGUAUCAACGAAGCAUGCAAAUCUAUGCAGGUUUCCGCGAAAUUUUAUAGUCACGAUUAUUUGUCCGUUAUCGACGAUAAAAUCUUUAUGAUAGCCUUUGAUCUAGGAAUCGAAAAUACAACGGCCGUCAGCAUUUGUCAGAAUAAAGACGUCACCUCGCAAGUCUUGAAAUAUGCAAAUGUUCCAUCUGUAGAACACAAACUAUUUAAAAUGCCGGAAGACCAAAAUGCCAAUGAAGGUAAUUAUGGUCUUCUGGACGAAAUCUUCCAACAAGCUAAAGAAUGGAAUAUGAAUGUAAUCGUUAAAAAAAGAGUAGGCAGUGGUGGCAUGGGAGUAUUUCGUAUACAAGAUGAAAUCGAAUUAGAAAAACUAUCAUUAAUAGAAAUGGAGAGAGGGAUUGUGAUGUCCCCUUAUCUGGAUAUUAAAAACGAAUAUCGCAUACUGACAUUAAAUGGAGAACCAUUGUGUAUCUACAAGAAAAAUAAACUUAACCUAGUAGGCGAUGGAAAAUCCUCGUUCUUGGAAUUAAUAAUCAUGAACAUCAAAGACAAAGGAUUGCGUAACAGAGUUCUGUCGGACUUUUUAGAUAAACAAAAGGAAAGUCUUGAUUAUGUGCUAAAGAAAGGCGAGAAAUACUCGGUUACCUGGAAACAUAACCUCGACCAGGGAUCAAUUCCUGAGAUUUCCGAAGACGCGGAAAUCAACACACAAUUGUUAGAUUUAGCAUUGAGAAGCACCAGAGCCAUUGGGAUGACUUAUGCUGCUGUUGAUAUAAUUGAAACAGGUGACGAUGGCAAAUUAUAUGUUUUGGAAGUUAACAGCACGCCAACAUAUUAUCAUUUCAUCGCAAAGAAUGCUCAAAUUCUUAAUUUUGGAACAUUAUCGACAAUUCAAAUUGGACAUUUGCACCAACACAAAAAAUUAUCACAAUCGGCUUCAAUUGAUGUAAAGAAUUGCACUUCGUAA
Ambispora gerdemannii is the source of this 2103-nucleotide messenger RNA. NCBI's taxonomy places the organism in Eukaryota, Fungi, Glomeromycota, Glomeromycetes, Archaeosporales, Ambisporaceae. The record is from the annotation of a GenBank genome assembly.